CCCAUUUAAUGAUAAUUGCUGAACUAAUUUACGUAGAUUUGACAAAAAAUAGUAGAGUACUAUUAGAUGAUAUAUCUUUAAGGUGAUCUAGCGUGGAUUUGUAGUAAAAUUUAUUUUCUUUGGAACUAUUUCAUAGCGCAUACAAGUGUUCCGGAAGCAGGAAGCAGCACUGCCACCAUAACUAGGUCAGUGUGAUGGAAAUAUAGGUAAAACAGUAAUGGAUGCAAAAGACUCGGCGGCAUGUCUCUUGUUAGUUUUUAUGUUUUUAUGUUACUCAAACAGCAUACCAAACUCAAGAAAAUUUUGGGAAUUCCCGAGGGAUCGCUAUAGCUACUUUUCUGAGAAAGAAAGACUUGAGAUGCGAGACAAGGCCAAACAGAUGUUCUAUUUUGGCUACGAUAACUACAUGAAAUACGCGUUCCCAGAGGAUGAGUUAAAUCCUGUGUUUUGUACGGGACGCGGUCCUGAUCACGACAAUCCUUCAAACAUCAAUAUUAACGACAUAUUGGGAGACUUCUCUCUUACACUUAUUGAUGCACUGGAUACUUUGGCAGUAAUGGGCAAUUCCUCGGAGUUCAAAAGAGCAGUGCAGUUGGUGGUAGACAAUGUGUCCUUCGAGAAAAAUACCACAGUGCAGGUGUUUGAGGCGACAAUAAGGGUGAUCGGAGGUCUUCUAUCAGCCCAUCUAAUUAUCACUGAUGUAGAGCAGCCUUAUGGUGACAUGCGCAUUCCAGACUAUGACAAUGAACUGUUGAGUUUAGCACAUAAUUUAGCUGCCAGAUUACUACCGGCCUUUGAAGGGACAGCCACAGGGAUCCCAUAUCCCAGGGUCAACCUGAAGACAGGUGUCCCUGUGGCCUGCAGUAAUGAGACAUGCACUGCGGGGGCAGGUACCCUGCUGGUGGAGUUUGGAGUUCUUAGUAUCUUAUUAGAAGACCCUACUUAUGAAGCUGCUGCACGCAGGGCGCUGAAAGCAAUCUGGGGGUUCAGGUCUAAUGUUACUGGUUUAUUGGGUAAUGUAAUCAACAUCCAGACUGGACAGUGGCCAGGCUACAUGAGUGGCGUGGGGGCAGGACUUGACUCUUUCUUUGAAUAUUUACUCAAAGCCUUUAUUCUGUUUGGAGAUGAAAAUGCUCAGAUGAUGUUUAAUGAAUCUUAUGAAAGCAUCAAGUACCAUAUCAGGAGAGGUCGACCAAACUGCAACAAGGGCUCAGGUUUCCACCCACUGUAUAUGAAUGUGAACAUGAAGAAUGGUGAAACCCUGAACAACUGGGUGGACUCCCUGUCAGCAGCCUGGGCCGGGAUUCAGGUGUUAGCUGGGGAUAUCGAGGAGGCCAUAUGCAGCCAUGCAGUCUACUAUUCUAUAUGGAGGAAAUAUGGAAUCCUACCAGAAAGAUACAACUGGCAUUUAAAAGUGCCAGAGCUGAAUUUUUAUCCUCUCAGACCAGAGUUGGUUGAAUCUACGUAUCUUUUAUAUCAGGCAACUAAAAACCCUUUUUACCUCCAUGUUGGAAAGGAUAUAUUAGAGAACAUUGAUAAAUAUGCAAAAGCAGAAUGUGGCUAUGCAACAAUUCAUGAUGUUACAAAGAUGGACCUGGAGGACAGAAUGGAAAGUUUUUUCCUCAGUGAAACUUGUAAAUAUUUAUAUCUUCUUUUUGACAAAGAUCACCAUUUAAACAAAGAGGCAGCCAGUUAUAUUUUUACAACAGAGGGACAUAUAUUACCAAUAAGCCCCAGGUGGAGAGAGAAACCCUGGGAGGAAUAUUUAGAAAAUGACAUACAGGAUGUGUCAUCUGACAGUGAAAAAAGCGUUUUAGAUGUGCGGAAAAAUAAUAUGACCAAUUGUGACAGGAUUCCAGAUGAGAGGAGGUAUUUCCUACCACUGGAGACCAGAUAUCUACAACAAGUAGAGGCUAGUAUAGGCUUGACUGUAACCUGACCACUGGGGACUUAGAUGAGUUGUGCAGAAAUAAUCCCUAGUCAACAGAUUCAGCUAGGAGUUACCUACCAGAGCAUAAGAUCUGCCUUGAAGUUUAAAAAUGCCAUAUUUUAUCUAACUUAAACAUCUUUUUUAAAUUCAGACUUGUCACAGACACUGCAGUUGUCCACGUCACCCUUAUGUCUACAACAUUACCUUCAGCAGUGUUUUUAUCAUGUCAUACUCUACAUAUAUUAUGCAUCCUGACUAUACCAAAGGUUUCCUUCGAAGUCUGUGUUUUAACAUCCAGCAUCACCUCGUCGCCGUCAUAUCAUGACACUAAAGACAUCUCCUCACUACAAACAUUGUUUAUUGCAUAUAUUCCAUUUUCAUUCCCAUUGCAGUACACUAUAUUUAUACUCAGCUCAUUAGCACAUUCCAGUGUCACAUCCAACCUGUGUCUCACCUAUCACACUGCUGUGUACCAGCUAACCAUAACUCCUCAGUUUCAUUAUGCACUAGUACGAUUUCCUUAUUCUGUAGAGGAAUAUUACUUAUCAGCUUAACUGUUAUGGUAAGAUUUAUGUUAAGCAAUACCAGAGCUAAAUUGGAAGGUGCAAUUUUUAUUUUAAUAUAUCAUGUAAUAUAUACAAUGUUGGCUUGCUUACCAUGUUACUACCCUCAGAUGUAACAGAUGGUGUUCUACCAAGCAUAUUUCUGCUGCCAUAUGGGCCUCUUCCCACAUGACCUUUUUUGACAAAAAAAA
Molecule: messenger RNA, 2684 nt
Organism: Lingula anatina
Lineage: Eukaryota; Metazoa; Brachiopoda; Lingulata; Lingulida; Lingulidae
Product: ER degradation-enhancing alpha-mannosidase-like protein 1
Biological process (GO): mannose trimming involved in glycoprotein ERAD pathway; endoplasmic reticulum mannose trimming; carbohydrate metabolic process
Cellular component (GO): membrane
Molecular function (GO): calcium ion binding; mannosyl-oligosaccharide 1,2-alpha-mannosidase activity
Source: RefSeq, a predicted model, not a curated record